Molecule: messenger RNA, 2571 nt
Organism: Drechmeria coniospora
Lineage: Eukaryota; Fungi; Ascomycota; Sordariomycetes; Hypocreales; Ophiocordycipitaceae
Product: condensin complex component cnd2
Exons: 4
Coding region: 1-2571 (856 amino acids)
Biological process (GO): mitotic chromosome condensation
Cellular component (GO): condensin complex
Molecular function (GO): chromatin binding
Source: RefSeq, a predicted model, not a curated record
AUGCCUCGGGUUGCUCAAGCGCCACGCGCCGGGGCCGGUGGCUCCAGAUCGACAUCUGGUUCCCUCGCCGCAUCACCCUUCAAGUCCCCCGUCAAGAUCCCCCUCAACGACGAUGCGCAAGAAAAGGGCGAGCGAAUGAACUCGCGCAAGGCCCUCCACGAGAAGCAGAUCAACCAGAUCAAGGCGGCGGCGACGCCGCGAAAAGCCAGCAUCAGGCUGGACGACCUCGAGAAUGCCUCACCCGGCAGCGCCAUGGGCACGCCUCGCCGGAAUCGGGCCGGCAUCGACAUGGGCGACGAGAACGUCAUGGUCGGCGGCGUCGCCGUCACGCCCAUGAAACGCGUUCCCCUCCUCGCCAACUUUGAGGAAUGGAUGAAGAUGGCGACGGACAACAAGAUCAAUGCGACCAACUCUUGGAACUUUGCCCUCAUCGACUACUUCCACGACAUGUCCCUGCUCAAGGAAGGCGAUGGCGUCAACUUCCAAAAGGCCAGCUGCACCCUCGACGGCUGCGUCAAGAUCUACACGAACCGAGUCGACAGCGUCGCCACCGAGACGGGCAAGCUGCUGAGCGGCCUCGCCGACAGCAACAGCGGCAAGAAGAAAGGCCGCGAAGGCGAGGAUGGCGACAGCGAGGAAAGCGACGAGGACGAGCUCGACGAGGAUGGAAACGUGAAGAAGAAGGCGAAGAAGAAGACCCAACGGUCGUCCGAGGCGACGCUGGCACCAUCCUUUGCCUCCCUGCAGCUCAAGAAGUUCGAGCUCGAGUUUGGCGUCGACCCCCUCUUCAAGAAGGCCUCGGCCGACUUCGACGAGGGUGGUGCCAAGGGCCUGCUGCUCAACCACCUCAUGAUCGACACCCAGGGUCGCAUCAUCUUUGACAGCAGCGACGACUCGGCCGACGUCAUCACCAUCGGCAAGGCCAAGGACGCCACUGCCGGCGAUGAUGAGGCUGAUGAUGACGACCAAGACAUGUUGUCAGCCUUGCCGGCCGAGGAAGAGGAGGAACGGAUGGCCGACGCCGACGAGGAAGAGGAGGCAGCCGUCUCCAUCGACAUUGCGUCUCUCGGCAACAUGUUUUUCCCAGACCUCGCCCAGCUCGACGAGCUGGAAGUCUGUCCGAGCCUCAAGAAUUUCGACAUCGGGGAUCCCUCCGGGUCGACCGACAUCCCUUUCCUCAGGGCCCCGGAAGACUGGAGGAUGGACCAGGACAAGGAGAAGAUGCCGGCUGCGUUCGGCGACAAGUCGGGCAUGUUCAUCGACGAGGAGGCACCCGCCGGUUUCGACGACGACGACCUCGGCCUCGGCGCCUUUGACAUGGGCGGCAACGUUUCCUUCGGCGAGGGCGGCGAGGCCUGGGCUCGCGAAGCGGCUCUCGCCCCCCAGAUGCGCGUCUAUGACGCGGGCAUCGACGAAGAGGGCGCCGACGGCGAAGGGUUCGACGAGAACGGUGAGUACGUCGUGUCCAUGGUGAAGCCGCAAAGUGCCGAGAAGAUGCACGAAGACAUCCUCGGCUUCUUCGAUCAGGCGCUGCAAAAGAACUGGACCAGUGCCGAGCACUGGCGGAUCCGGAAGAUCAAAGACAUCAACAAGCCGGCAGGUGAAACGAGGAAGCGAAGGGAGAAGGAGCCGUUCGAGAUCAAUUUCGCCUCGCCCUUGGAGCAGACCAUGGCCGACACCAUCCACGCGCAAGCGGCCAGCAACUCGGCCAUUAGCCUGCCGAAGAAGGAUUGGAAGUCCAAGUCUCGGCACUUGCUCCCCGACGACAAGCACUUCAACUCCAAGACUCUCCUCAGUCUUUUUCUCAAGCCCAAAGCUCGACUGUCGCGGCGUCGGAUGGGCGCCGGUCCUCGCGCCGGCUUCGGCAAUUUCCCGCACGACAUGCCCGCCGCCGGCGAGAUGGACGAGGCUUUCUGGGCCAACCAGAAGAGCCCCGAGGAGAUGGACCUGCCGGCCGGCGACUACGACGCCAACUUUUUCCACGACGACGUGUUGCCGUUCCCCGGUGGAGAUGACGGCGACGACGACGACAUGGAGUUUGCCGACGCGCAGGAGCACCUGUCGCCAGGUAUCGAGGGCGACGCGGGCAUGACGGAGGGAGUCGGUUUGACGGCCAUGCUGGGCGGUGAAACUCAUCCCUUCACCCAAGCCAUGGCCGGCGGCUUCGGCACGACGCUCGUGACGCAAACGAGGAGGGUGCGACCGGAAUACGUACAGUACGCCCGGCGGGCCAAGAAGGUCGACGUUCGGCGGCUGAUGGAGGAGAUAUGGAAAGGCAUGUCUUUCGACAAGCUCGAGGAGCCUGCGCAGAGCGGUGGCACUCUCCUACCCACACCCCCUGAGCCGGAGGAGCAGGCGACGGAAACGAAGCUCAAGUUUACCGAGGUCAUGAAUAGCCUGCAGUCCGUCUACCCCAAGCAGGUCAUGGCCGACAUCUCCACGUCGUACUGCUUCAUCUCCCUGCUGCACCUGGCGAACGAAAGGGGUCUCGUGAUUGAAAAGACGGAGGACCUGUUGGAGCUAGACAUUCGCAAAGAUUGGACGGCAACGGCUGGUGAGAGCGGCCUAUAG